GCCGUCAUCACCAUGGCGAUGUCAAACAAGUGCCUGUUGCCAUAGGAACGCAAUGGCCGACAAACUCCAAAACUCUGUCGUUAGCGGUGUUUUCACGACUUAAAUUGAAUAAACAGCUGUGACUUUAGAUUGUAAGCUGAAUUCUUUAACAUUUAAAAGAAGCUAUGUUAGCUGAGCAUCGGGGUCCUGCUGAGCUCUUGAGUUCAGGGGAACCAUGGAGGACCUCCACCGCUGGGAAGGAUAUCAAAAGGAAACGGGAUGGAAAACGCCAACGACAAGCAUCCAGCCGACAAAGCUGCUUCUUGGGGUUGGAAAUGAGGCAAGAGCUGGUCUGGGAGGACUGGGACCUGCGAAGAGAGUUCACCAAGACAUUAGUGUUAAAGAAUAUUCACAACAAGCUGCAGAAGCUACACGUCAGACCUCCAGCCUCCAAGUUUUUCACCACCUCAGUUCCUCAGACAGUUGUGAUCAGCCCAGGGACGACUUUUACAGUGCCAAUCACCUUUAGACCACUCCAAAGGUGUGAAUAUGAAGACAGCAUUGAGUUUCAAUCUAAAGAUGGCAGCUUCCAAGUAUGCCUCCAUGCCACCAUUCCCUGUCAUGCCCUGGAGGUGCCUGACUCUGUGCUGCUGCCACUCUGCGCUGUUCAACACUCAGUGCAUACUACAUUCCUGCUCAGAAAUGUCAGUAAACUCCAGACACACUUCCAGUGGGAGUGCAGUGCUCCGUUCAAGCUAAGCCCUGAGCAAGGCCUGUUGAAGCCUGGCCAGGAGUGUGAUAUCACGGUGGUCUUCCACCCACAAGAGGCACUAGUGUACCAGCAACAGGCCUACUGCAGCUUUGGAGAACAGGAGGAUAAGGGAGAGAACUGCUGCACUGUGCUCCUGCAGGGACUAGCCAAGUACCCAUUUCUUCAGCUGAGAAAUCCAGCAGCGAAGGAUGAAAAACAACAAAGUGGUCCAGUGCUGCAGUUUGGCUCUGUGGCAGUCGGCCAGAGUUUGCAGAAACACUUUGAAAUCUUCAACCCCUCCCCUGUAACUGAAUCUUUCUCUCUUUCGCGACUGUCCGAUGAGGUGCCUCUGUUGGGAUCAGAGUUCAGCUGUGAUGUGAGCAGGGGUGAGGUGGCACCUGGUGGAUCAAUACAGGCAACAGUUACCUAUACUCCUGCUGUGGUGGAUACUGUCUCUGUUGACUACCUAGCUCUAAAAUGUAAAGGGGCACUCAACAAUACUCAGCUCAAACUCACUGGAAAUUGUAAAGGUCCCAAAGUUUCCUUGUCCUCUUCUGUGGUGGACUUUGGCUGCGUUGAGGAAGGAGGAGCAGUCAUGCAGACAUUGGAGCUGCUUAAUUCUUCCCCUGUUGAGGCUAUCUAUCAACUGGACCUGGACUGUAGUGGGCACAGUGUGUUCAGCAUCCAGCCAGCAUGUGGCACUGUUCGCCCCCACAGCCAUACCACUCUGAAGGCAGUCUAUAGGCCCACAUGGCCUAUUGCACAUCACAGGAGAGUAGCAUGUCUUAUACUGCACAGGGAUCCCAUGUUCCUUGACCUGAUUGGUACCUGUCACUCAGAGCUUCAGAAACCAGCCAUCCUGAAGCCUGAACACUUGGUCCUGUAUAAGCUGAGCUGGUCCCGCAGAAUGGACACACCAGACAGCCACCAUGCUGCAGAGCAAGAUCAUGAUGCACAGUUGGAUCAGCAGGGAGUGCUCUGCCCCCUGGAGGAGCAGUCACCCCAGAGACCAGACAGUGAUGCUACUGUGUCCAGAACUCCCAUGGAAGAAUAUUACCAAUCCUGCUUCGGGUUCAUGGACCCCUUGUCCUGCAAUUCUUCCUCAUCACCUCCACAUGUAUCUGUGGUGCCCACUGAACUUCUGUUUAAUCACAAAAUGCCCUCAUCUUUGUCUACUGCAUCUCCAUCCUCUCAGUCUGUCUCCAUCACCAACCACACCAGAGGAAAACUCAGCCUGGUGUGGACUCCUGCCCAAGACUCUCCUUUCUCUGUAUCUCCCUCAUCAUGUGACCUGGCUCCACUGAAGUCCACCUCAUUUAGAGUGAACUAUGAUCCCAAGCAGCUCCACACACUGCAUGCAGUGCAGCUUGAGUGCUUUGCAUACAAUAAGGACAGUUUUCAAAUUGAGGGGCCGCUGCUGUGUCCACCCUGGUGUGUGACUGUCAGAGUCAUAGGCAACUCCUUUCAGCCAGGCAAAGAGCAUUUCAUCCCCUGCUGCUCCCUGAAGCCCCCUCGAGUGGUGUUUCCAGCUUUUAGCGUUCUUUCCUAUCGGACAGCGCUCCUCCAGAAUUGCGGAGACCUUCCCCUAACCUUCUGUCUGGACCACAGCUCAAACCCUGCCUUGGCUGAAUCUUUGUCUGUUGUGCCUGGCUGUGGUUUGAUCCAUCCUGGGCAUCACCAGAUCCUCACCCUCAGAACAACCCCUGCAGAAGAAGGUCCCAAACAGGGCUUCAGUUUACACCUUCAGCUGAACGCGGCUAAACACACAAAGGAGCUGACAGUUGUCAGUGUGGUGGAGAAGCCAAGUGUUUCUCUGGAAGGAGACGGCAGCUUGUAUUUCCAUCCAACAGCGGUGGGCUCGGGGACGCAACGCUCCCACCACAUCAGGAACCUCAGCUGCAUACCUCUACAGUUCCACUGGAGCAUUCCAGAGCCAGACCAGGAGCUUAUCUCUGUUGAACCAGAUGCUGGUGAACUGCAUCCCAAUGAGAGCUCAGUCCAGAUUUGGUCCUUCAGCCCACUGGCAGAAGAAACAUACACACUCAAACCUACUCUCACCUUCUGGCCAAUGCAGACACCUGGAUGUAACAUGUCCCAGCUUACCCUUAAAGUGGUGGGAGAGGGCUCUAAAGGCUUCAUAGAGGUGCGAUUGAAACUUGUGUGCAUGUUUGUUUCUUCUGUUUUCCAGGCAGAGAAAACAGUUCUGGAUCUCGGGGAGAUUCUGGUUGGAAGCUAUCGGUCAAUUGAGGUUCCUCUCGUAAACAAGAGCCCCUGUCCUGUCUCCUUCUGCCUGUCUGUACAGCAGACACUCCUGGAUGAGGGCCUUAUUUACGACCCAGCAUCUGUGCCAAGCGCCCUAAAGCUGGACAGGGAGAGGGGAACCAUUGCUUCACGCUCCAAGCUGCUGGUACGAUCCACUCUCAGACCACGCGGACGAGCCCAGUACCUGUGGACCAUCAACUACCAGACACUGAAUGCCAGCGGGUGUGUGUCAUCCCCUCCUCAAACAUUGUGUGAGGUACGAGCUAAAGGUGUGUUUCCCAUCCUAAAGGUGAUUGAUGCAUGUGGCAGCGGCAGUGCUGGCAGACUUAGCAAGUUGCACCUGUGGAAACUCUUCUCAUUGGACAGCCUCAACGAACAGCUGCUCUCCAACCCGUCUCCUGCAGAGCUGACUUAUGGAACCCCCACCAGGCACAGUCUGCGCUCUUGUCCUUCUGUGUUCACUCAUGCCGUACUGGAUUUCAAAUUUAGUGCCGCUCCUCUGAAUUCAGACCCGUCAACUUUUGUAUUGAUUUUUCACAACCCAGGCUCCAUCCCUGUGGACUGGGCCUUUUUGUUUCCAGAGGACCAAGAGAUAGAGUUGGAGUACUGGGCAGAGACAGGAGAGUUUAGCAGCAUGGAACUAUAUCAGAUGAAGGUUCAGGACAACCGGCUGUUCAGCAUUUCUCCCCGUUCUGGAACUUUGCUCCCAGGCCAGCAGAGAGCAGUACACUUCAGCUACAGCCAUGAAUUCGCUGGGACAGAUCGGUUUCCUGUCGUGUUCAAACUUUCUUAUGGCAGAGAGAUCUUGCUGAACUUUCAGGGGGUGACAGUGGAAAGGAACAGACCAUAUCUCCACUUAGUCUCCAAGCGACAUGUCUUUACUUCUGUAAAUAUUGGGGACUGUGCUCCUCCGAGACAGGUCUAUGAACUACACAAUGGUGGGGCAGUGCCAGUGCGAUAUGAGGUGGACUCGGCUGCACUGUCACAACUACAGGAGGACAACUUUAACCAUCCAGUGCUGUGCUGCCUCAGUCCACAUGGAGAGGUCCUACCUGGGAAAACGGCCACGCUGGAAUGGAUUUUCUCUCCAUUAGAGGCAAAGAUGUAUCAUAUGGAUGUUCCUAUCCAUGUCCAGGAUGGGGAACCCAUGCUGCAGAGGUUUGAGGGAUGUGGAGUAAAUCCUGGUGCAGUGGGCUCCAAAAAUGUUCUAAGCGACACUAUAUCAUCCAAACCCUAUUUGCAGAAGCUACCCUUUCCAGGACAGGUGGUACUCUUGUCUGAAGACAGCGUCUCCCUAGGAGACAUCCCUGUGAAUUCACGAUCUUCAAGAAUCCUCUUCCUGACAAAUGUAUCCCAAACAGACACUGUCCACUAUACAUGGGACAUGACUGAACAACAGGUGGUGCGGAUCCAUCCAGAGCGAGGUAGCCUGUGUCCAGGGGAGAGUGCCCUUUGUGUCCUGAACUUCACUUCUACUGACUACCCCACUUGUUAUCAGUUAGAUGUCAUCUGUCAGGUUAUAAAGGAAGCUGAACUGACUCUGUAUCAUGAUGCUCUGCAGCGCUGGGAGGAAGAGAAACAGCGACAGCAAGAUGAAUUCAGUAUCACAGACAAACGUCUUAAUGAUGGACAAAGAGUUUUGAUAGAUGAGGAACUUGUUGCAACCCCAGUAAGAAAAGGACCACCACUCAGAAAAUACAAGACUCUUCCUCCCAUCAGUGCCAGCAAUAGUAGUGAAACUGUGGGCAAUAUCUGCACCAAGUUUACGAGAGCUGAGCGGCGGGCACUGCGAGAGGCAGCAAAAGUAUGGAGGUGCCCUGAACCCCCUCAACCUGCUCUGCUGCACCUCGGGGUUACAGCACACUCUCAUGGGCUUUUUGAGUACCACACACACUUCCCUGAGCAGUUCAAUAAGCACUAUAGAUGCCUCCAGUUAGUCAGGUCCCAGCAACCUGAAGCCACUUCUUCAAGCACAUCCCUCCCUGCUGAGCUGCGUUCAUUGAAACACAGCCCAGGGAGAGACAUCGUCACACACGUACUCACCUCUACGCUCUGGAGCAUACUUGAUGAUCCAAGCUUUAAAGAGUCUCUGAUUAAUUUGCCAUUCAAGCCAAUAACCUACCGCCUUCCAGACACUGGCCCCUCUCACUGCUCCUCCAUUCCUUCCUCCACUGCUCCCCCUCCCACAUCACCUCACCCAACAUCCCAACCUCAGUGUCCGCUGAGUGGGAGGGAACAGCACCACACAGUGGACGAAGCAGGGACUGCAGGACGCCCUGAAAAGACACAGAACACACCACACAUUGAACAUGAGGCUGCAGACUUGUGCGAGGAUGUUUUGCUGAACACUCUCCAGAACCUGAUGAUGGAAGCUUUCAGAGGAGAGCUUGAUCUGACAGCACACCCCCGCAGUGUUAUCUUGCCACCUGCUUCCACCAGGAUCAGGAGGACGUCCAACGCUACGGCUGAGGUGGAGAGAGAAAACAGAGAGGAACCAGCAGAGACAUAAGUCACAACAUCUACCCCACGACCCAGAGGUCCGUCAAUCUCUGCUGCUUUUAGUUAAAUCCAACUUUUUUUUUCCACCUUUACUUUAUCUUGACAUUCAUCCCUUUAGCGCUCUUGUAUCCUCAACAAGUGCUCGCCAUCAUUUUCUUUCCUCCAAAAACAUUUCAGAAGUGUUGGGCCUUAAUAAAAGAUUACAACUUAU
Molecule: messenger RNA, 5702 nt
Organism: Acanthopagrus latus (yellowfin seabream)
Lineage: Eukaryota; Metazoa; Chordata; Actinopteri; Spariformes; Sparidae
Gene: cfap65
Product: cilia and flagella associated protein 65
Exons: 35
Coding region: 165-5501 (1778 amino acids)
Source: RefSeq, a predicted model, not a curated record